UAAUAUUGAGCCCUCUACACCUAUACGUGUGGGGCUUUUAAAUUGCUGAGAGAGAUUGUGUAUGCAAAAAUACGAAUCGGUAUCGGUUAAAUCUGAGUUAAUUCAAAAUGGUUUUUGGAAUUGUGUUAGUAUUAGUUCCAGUUGUUGUUGUUCUAGGUCUAGUCAGAAAGUACAGAGAAUCCAGUUGGGGAAAAUGCAAGGAUUUCGAAUCUUUACAGGGUAGAGUUUUUAUAGUUACUGGGGCUAAUUCUGGCCUUGGAAAGGAAACUGUGAAAGGAUUGGCAACCAGAAAGGCUAGAAUUAUCAUGGCCUGUAGAGAUAUGGAUAGAGCUAAAGCAACGAUUGAGGACAUCAGAAAAGUAGUUACAACUGGAGAGUUGAUUCCCAUGGAAGUUGAUUUGACAUCCCUAAAGUCAGUUAAACUGUUUGCUGAAGAAGUCCUGAAGGACUUCCCUCAAAUACAUGCCCUAAUCAAUAACGCAGGAGUGAGCAUUCCCGUCACGAAGCAGCAGAAAACUCAAGACGGAUUUGAAAUUCACUUUGGAGUCAAUCAUCUUAGCCAUUUCUUGUUGACCAAUCUCCUCCUGGAUAGGUUGAAAAAGUCAGCACCAAGCCGAGUUGUGAUCGUGUCGUCCACCUUGCACCAGAACGGAGUGAUUGACUUUGACAACCUGAAUGGUGAGAAGGGUUUCACUGGCAAGGUGAGGAACCCCGGUUACUGCAACAGUAAACUCGCCAACGUCUACCACUGCGAGGAACUGGCCCGCCGCACAACGGGCACAGGUGUGGACGUGUUUGCCGUCUGCCCAGGCUUCUGCUACACUCGACUGUUCCGUCACUCGGACAUUCGGUGGUAUCAGUACGUCAUAUUUCUGCCCAUCGCGUUUUUCUUCAUGCGCUCUGCCACACAGGGCUGUCAGACGAUCCUGCACUGUGCUGUGUCUGAAAGUCUGAAGGGCACGUCAGGACAGUUUUACAGGGAUUGUAAACCGUACAAGUCCACGCAUGCCACAAAGCCUGAGGUUGGGCUCAAGCUCUGGGAAGUCAGUGAACAGUUGGUUUCAAAUAAAUUGAAGGAAUCUUAAAUGCAUUUUAAAUCUUAAACAUAGGAUUAGUUUUUACGUUUAGAUUACUUAAAGCAGGUAGAGAACGUCCAGAGCAAUAGCUUUGGUGUUGAAUUGAGUGAAUUGAUUUUAAAUGUAUGGUCAAAUGAUUUAUUACAAAUGCACAGUUUGAAAUAGGAAAUGUGAAAUAUGCUAUAAUUCCCACCACCUGUGAAAUGUCACAGAUCGUUAGUUAGUUUUUUAUGUUUAACGAUAGUAAACUGACCAUGUAACUAGAACUCGUACUGUCAGACAUAUUUCCUGUACAGUACACAAGUCCCCAAUAUACAUCACAUGGACAGUAUAAAAUGAAAGUGUACACAUUUUAAUAUCAAUCAUUUAAUGUACAGUAGGUAUGUACUUAUGUGCAAUGUCUUUCCAUUUUCAAAUGAUUUGUAUAAGUUUAAAGGAUUUUAUUGUUUAUUUUAACUAGCUCUCACUGUCACAACAAUCAGUUUCCUAAUUAUUUGAAGAUUCCCUUUCGUGUGUUGUAUUUAUGUAUUGUACAAUACAUAGUGAGUCUCCCGCUUUUUUACACAGUGAGUCAUCCUGUACAUUUUCUGUACAGAAUCAUCCUUUUUUUCCGAUAAUUCUAUAGACCUGAUUCAAUUACAGGGCUGAAUUUUACCAAUGUAAAUAUUUUAUAGAGAACAUAAACUUCAAGCAGACCUGAUUUUCCUUCCUGUGUGUUGUAGUUUUAAAUAAGUCAUAUCAAAGCAAUAACGAAGGUUACAGGACUUUUUAAAAAUUUGCCAUCAUUAGAGAUAAACAAAAUCAGUAACAAGAAAUGUGGGUUAGCUAUCCACCUGAGGAAGAGAUCAGAUCGCAGAUAUUGAAAUGUAGUGUUACUGAUUUAUUGUUUCACUGAAGAACGACAAAUGUACAACAAAAUCUUAUUACUUUCAAAUCCUUUCGUUGUUAAAAAGGAAUUUAAACAAUAAAAAAGCCAAUAAUGGUUUGAACAAUUAAUAUGUCCAAUCAUCUUUUUGGUAGAAUAUAAUGCAUUAACCAGGAGAAGAGCUAAACUCAUAGUAAAACAUCUAUAAGAGCUAUCCAGUGUUGAUCCCAUGCAAGUAUCGAGGUCUCUAGAACUGGUAAACUGGGAUUUUUCCUAGUAUAGGUAAGUGUCCAAUAAACCUGUCAGGUCACACUGCUUUAUUUUACAUGGAAAUAAAUAACUUGAAGUAAGGACUCAUGGAUAUGUAAAAAAUUUUACAAAAAUGUUUGAUCUCAUUCUCUCUAGAUGCAAUGUAAUAAGAUUAAAUUACAUUAUUAUAUCAUUGGAUGUUAUUAUAUUAAAAUCAUUCCGAUCACAGUAAA
Molecule: messenger RNA, 2423 nt
Organism: Homalodisca vitripennis (glassy-winged sharpshooter)
Lineage: Eukaryota; Metazoa; Arthropoda; Insecta; Hemiptera; Cicadellidae
Product: retinol dehydrogenase 11-like
Exons: 4
Coding region: 108-1085 (325 amino acids)
Source: RefSeq, a predicted model, not a curated record